Molecule: messenger RNA, 1602 nt
Organism: Hyaloscypha bicolor E
Lineage: Eukaryota; Fungi; Ascomycota; Leotiomycetes; Helotiales; Hyaloscyphaceae
Exons: 6
Coding region: 1-1602 (533 amino acids)
Source: RefSeq, a predicted model, not a curated record
AUGGAUGUAACUCAGCCAGAUAUAGAGUUGCAAGGUAUCGGAAAUACAACCGAUUUCGAGGCUCAAAUUCUUGCUCCUGUCCGCACACGUUUCACCCGCGGCAAUAGCUUCUUCUCUGGGAGAGUACAAACCGGACUGAGCACAAGUGCUGCUAGUAUCAGAUCACACUGGUCUGUUCAGUGGAUCGCGCGAUGGACCCCGAGGCAGCCGCCACCCGCGGCAAAGCCCUCGCUAUCUGGCGAGAGAGUCGCCUCGGCGGCGCGAGAUGAGUACAUUGCGGCUCUCAUGGGAAGUGGGACUGGGUCUGAAAUUGUGGAGGCUGCAUGUCAAUGGCAGGUCGGCUUCUUGGAGUCCCAGAUCAAAGAAGCGUGGAUCCCAUUGUUCCGCCGGGUGUUGAAGGGUGUCGACACCACAGGUCUGAAACCGAGCGCUGAUGAGCUGUCCAUCACCUUCCAAGUCCUUGCUGCGAUGGUGGAAGAAUUUCGUCGUGAUGACCGGGCUUUGGUACAGAUUGUUGAUGAGCUCUACAAUAGUGGAGUUCUGAUUGAAACAGCUGAACCCGAGGAUUCUGACUAUGAGCGGAACCCAGCAAAUCAGAUGGUCUUUACCGCGCUUGGAAUGAUCAGCAUGCUUUACUCUCCGGAACUUAAUCCCGCCGCCGACAAGUUUCAAAUCAGCACGCGCCAGACACAGAGUUCCCGAACCAGCGGUACUCCUGAGCGGAGACGGCUUAUCACCAGGUCUAAGACAUAUAAAAGCUAUAAAGAGACUCUGGAUUACAAAGACGAGAACGUGGCCUUGCUUCUGCGGCGAUUUGGCACGAUUAUCCCACAUUGCCAACGGUCCAUUUUCGGUGGCCAAUAUUCCCCAGGUCCAGGCUUUGCUCCGCUUAUGCCGGACGUUUCGAUCGAGGUCUCGAGAUUGAAUUACCGGAACCUAUGCAGAGUCGUAGACAUCAAUAUCGAGUGGGUCGACUGCUUAAGUCUUCAUCUGGAAUUCGAUCGAUCAGGGAAGGUGCUCAAGCUCUUCCGGUUCCCUUCCAUCUGCUUAAUGAUGUGUUGCUGCCGAGAGAAGUCAACAUUCGCGCCGAUCUUUGCUGACUCCAUGAGCUACAACAAUCUGCCAACGUCUGAACACGAUGGGGCGAGGGAGUACUAUAAGGAAGUCCUUCUCUCCUACCGGCUCAUCUUCGGCCAGGGCCCAGGAUCAGCAGAGGAUUUCAAGCGCCGUGCACACCUCUGGGCGCCAGCACUGGCAGAGCUUUCCGAUCCCCUUCUUGCUAUCAUUUGUGGUGAGAAUUGGGAGAGCGAGAAGGCAUGGCCGAUAUAUGAUGAGAUCCAAGCAGAGGACACCGCUGAGCGCUAUAGUCCUUCCGAAGACUUCCCAUACCUUGGGAAGCGUCUUCUGAAGAUCCAAGAAUAUGUGAAUGAUCAUCGGCCCAACAAUCUGAGACAACUGUGGCACGACCAAGCGAACAAAUGGAAUUGGUGGAUGUUAUGGGCGUUCGUCAUUCUUGGCUGCCUUGCUCUUCUAUUUUCAAUCAUCCAAACAGUCCUCCAACUAGUUCAACUGAUUUUCACAGUACCUCCACCAGGUCGAUAA